Messenger RNA from Rotaria sp. Silwood2, 378 nucleotides. Lineage: Eukaryota; Metazoa; Rotifera; Eurotatoria; Philodinida; Philodinidae. The record is from the annotation of a GenBank genome assembly.
AUGCCACAACUUGAAGAACAUCCAACCUUUCCAACAAUGAUAUGGCAGCAAGACAGUGCACCACCUCAUUACGGGGUGGGGGUACGAGAUUAUUUAGAUAAUUUAUUUUUACAGUGGAUUGGGCGUCGAGGAACUAUUGAAUGGUCACCGCGUUCUUCGGAUCUUACCCCAUGCGAUUUCUCACUAUGGGAAAUGAUAAAAGAUCGUGUCUACGCUCAAAAAUCUAGUGAUGCGAAUAAUUUGAAAUUAUUAAUUGAGCAAGAAUUUACAUCGCUCAAUGAUGAUAUCGAAUUAUCCCAAGCACUCUGUCGUUCUGUAGCUAAGCGGUGUCAGAUGUGUAUUAGUACAGAAGGCAAACAAUUUGAACAUUUACUGUAA